AUGAAGAAGCCUCAUGUCUUUAAGCAUCCCACCAUCAAGUCCGCUUCGACACAGCGCUAUCGUCAUCGAGAUAGCAUGGCAAGAGUCUAUCGUCGUCCAGCAGCAGAGCGUUAUCUCAACUCCCUUGACGGGAAGCUUUCGAAACUUCUUGUCCAAACAGUCGACGAAAUAUACAAUGGACACACUACCCAGCACUCUUGGAGGCGAACCUACAUCCGCAAAGUUGGACCUGUUAUGCUUCGAGCUGCUUAUUGGCCGUUCAAGCGCGCUCCCAGCGACUCCGACGAUAUGACGGGCGAUGACAAGUUGGCGAUUGCGAUCAGAUGGCUUCCAGCUUGUUUCGCUCUCUUCUUUGUUCUGCCUUGGCCUAAACCGCAUGGACCCUAUACUGAUGGCUACAAGUACCAUCCCUUUCCGUAUAAGUAUUGGGGAACAUGCAAGGUUGCCCGUAACCCCAAGGAAGAUACGAAGAUGUCGCGGGCGCUGCAUUGGAGCGUUUCAAGCGAUGAUCCUCAAGGUGAGAGGAUCUUGCGUCCGAGAUAUCUCAUGUUCUUGAACAGUCCUGGCAAAGAAGGUAUACACGGAUCGUCUUGCAUGAAAGACGAAGAAUGGAAUGCAGUCCAGGUUGAUGAGAGCAAGAAGAACUUGCCUUAUGUCUUCAUCGCUUACACCGUUGCACAUUUUAACGAUAAAGACCUCGAUACUCUGCAUGACAUCGCCGAGUUCGCUACUCGCCGUGCUGGCUUGUCUGCUUACUGGGUCGGGUGCAGCUGUAUGCCCGAAGACGACAACAUCGAGGAAGAUGUCUAUCGAAUCAACGAUGUUAUUCGCGGCGCUCACUCCUUAGUCAUUGCCGUCGGCAAUAGAAAGGGCGACUCCAGACCGACGGACACAAGCACGCUUCUUCACGAGUGGGGAAGCCGUAUGUGGACAUUCCCAGAAGCACUUCUGAGUCCAAAUGACAAGAACGUUGAAGUUUACACUCGGGGACAUGAUCUCAAUCGACCACUGAUCAUUGCCAAGAAGGAUCUUCCCGGGUGGGCAUGGGAUGACGCCGAUACAUCGAGACAGAUCAUGGAUCACUUCACCGGAUCAUUGAUGCUAAGUCGAAUCGAGCUUGUCAAGCUCGGUAUCAAGUGCCUGCAUGCUCGCAAGACGACGGCCUAUCUCCAAGGUGAUAUGGUGUAUGCGUUGAUGGGUCUUCUACGUCGUCGUCCUAUGGUUGACAGGACCGACUCUGAGUUCCAGGCUUUCGCUAGAUUGAGUCUUGCAAAUGACAGUGAUUGUCUUUUGGAGAGACUCAUUUGCGUUGCUCCGAAGAAGUAUGAUGAGAAGUGGUUGGCGGCAAAAGAUGCAUGGGACGUGAACUUGUGGGAUAUCUAUCCUUCAUGCCAAGUUGCUGGUGUGGGAGAGACCGAUACCGUUAUCUUAGACGGUUGCCGCUCAGCCGCGAUCCACUGGGACGGCUUUCAACCUGUCGAGGCUGAUCGAAAUCUUUCGUGGAAGAGGCUCUUCGCGCGAACGAUUGUUCGUUCUUCAUCUAUCCUGAUCGUCGUUGGCGCCUACCUCCUCUUACCAGGCUCAAGCGUCGGCUAUCCGCUUCGCAAACGUGGCUCCGACCCUUACUCCGAUGACCCAUACUCUUCCAAUUCCUACGACUAUUCCUCCGGACCUACUGGCCCCUCACCCACCGCCGUCGCAGGUGGAUUCCUCCUCCUCAUCGGCCUCAUAACCUGGCUCGCAUCCCCCUAUCUCGUGAAAAUCAUGUACGGCGGCAAAUUCUGGGACCAACAAGCUUGGCUCUUCGGCUUCGAAGGCCACCUCGACAUCGGCACCAUCGAAUCCCUGAUCUUCGGCUACAACAUGGGUCGUCUAUCUUGGUCGCCAUCUGGUUCUCCUCUAUCCCGCCAUUCUACGAAUAAAUACAAUGAAUGGGUAGGAAGGGAUCCUACCGAGGAUCCUGAUGUGGAGAGGAUGGUGGAGAGGGCGAGGACGGCGAAGUUGGGGGAGAUGAGGGUUUUUACUAUUGUGGAUACUUUUACGAUGACGGUUACGUUGAUUGAGGCUGUUAGACCUCCGGUUAUGGUGCUGCUUUGUGCGAGUGAGGGCGGUAUGCAGAGAGCGGUUGCGUGUAGUUAUGAGUGGAGGACUGGGACGCUUUAUAAGGAGGCUGUGAUGAGGAUGGAGACGCAGGUCAUUGGUAGGAUGGAGAGGAUUGGGAGGGUCAGCUUUGGGUUCUUUAGGCCGAAGACUAGUGGGCUUGAUUAUGAGGUUUGA
Molecule: messenger RNA, 2277 nt
Organism: Mollisia scopiformis
Lineage: Eukaryota; Fungi; Ascomycota; Leotiomycetes; Helotiales; Mollisiaceae
Exons: 3
Coding region: 1-2277 (758 amino acids)
Source: RefSeq, a predicted model, not a curated record